Molecule: messenger RNA, 3832 nt
Organism: Nematostella vectensis (starlet sea anemone)
Lineage: Eukaryota; Metazoa; Cnidaria; Anthozoa; Actiniaria; Edwardsiidae
Product: ataxin-7-like protein 1
Exons: 13
Coding region: 59-2782 (907 amino acids)
Source: RefSeq, a predicted model, not a curated record
CCGACAGUGACGUCACACUAUAGAGGAGAAAGCAACAUCUAGCAGGAAUGAAGUUGUAAUGGCGAAAAUCCACUGUCAUUCCCUGCUUUCGGGCAGCUCCUGGGACUCGUUCGACGAGGAUUCCCCUGACGAUGAACCCGAAGCCAUGGAAGUGGAUGAAAACAAUACAUUUUGCACGUAUGAAGCCACGCGAUUACAAGAGCAGGAUAUGUUGCUGUUUGGUCUCUGUCCGGCUCAGGAGCAAGUGUGUUUGGUGAUAUGUGAUGAGUGUAAACGUGUAGUGAAGGCUUCGGCUUUUCCAAAACAUUGUGCUAUCAAGCAUCAGAAAGAGUCACCACCAUCAGUUUCUCCUCCGGAGAUAAUGGACUCUGCCCAAACUAUGGAGUCAAUCCUACAGUCCGGGUCCAAGUCCUCUCCAAGUGACACUGCUAUCAAAAUUGAGAAUGUUGAAUUUGAAGAUGAUGGAAAUGUCAAGAUUGAAGAGGUCCCUCUAGAACUGAAUCAUUCUUUAACUGUAAAUAUCCCUUUAUCAAAGACUUUGCUCACUAAACCUAUUGUAAAGAAGGCAAGUGAGAAAUCGAAUAAGAAAUCUCCAAGGAAAGUUAUACCUACAAGAGAGCGGGAGUUUGAUGCUGACAAACAUUGUGGUGUAUGGGUUGCAGAUCAACAGAAGAAAUGUACACGAUCACUAACAUGCAAGACUCAUGCCCUGUCUUUGCGACGAGCUGUCCUGGGAAGAAGAAAACCUUUUGAUGAGCUUCUAGCUGAACACAAAGCAAGAGUAAAUAGUGAAAAAGAGCUCAAUAACCAGGCAGCACUGAGAGCACAAGAAUUAAAGGCUGCUAAAGAAGAAAACAUUAUAAACAGAGUCCUCAUCAAUGAUAUCACAGAUACAGUACAUAUUAUGAAUAAGGCUAACGAAAGUAGGUGUAUGGGAAGUGUGUCAGUUGAAGAUGAAGGCAUUGUCCCAAGAAAUCAAGAGGUUGCAGAAACUGAUGGAGUAGAGGAGAAUCUAUCGUACAGUGGAAUACCAACCUUAUGCCACCAUCCGAACCCCAUGGUGAUGUGUUCAUUUGGGGCGAGGAGAGUGGGUCAGGGAGCUAUUGCAUUCAACCGGAAGCAGGAUAGAAUACGAUGUGCUGUCAUGGCGAUGGUGGAACGCUGUGUCAACCCUUCGCUUCCAAGACAUUCGGGGGGCAGGCCUGGUGCUGUAGCAAUUUUGCACAGACCAACAGUGAAAACGAUAGCACAGUCCAGUAACUCUGGCAUGAGUAAAGGUACAUCAUAUGCAGAUAAAUUCAAGAGUCAUGGAGUGUUUUCAUCAUCUAAUAAAAACUUAAAUAACUUUUUGAAAGCACCUCCACCUCCAAGGAACAAAGCUUUACGGCAAAACAGCAUGCCACAUAGUAACACAUCAGGAUUGGUGGAGAACUCGGCUGUCUAUCAGACUUUACAGCAAGGCAAAAGGCGGAUGAGUGAUUCAUCUUCUGGACACUUAUCUGUCACGAAUGAAUCUGUAGAAUUCCUUAAACCAGAUGCGAGCUCUCAGGCUUUCAGUGACAUGGGAAACAUUAUUGCUAGUAUUGAUGCUAAUGUAUCAGGAGGACAACCGGGACACCAGAUGUCGAAUACAGUGUCAAAUGCCUUCCUGGCUGUGGCUAGUGUGAGCGGGGAUGCUGGUGUCAGCAUGGGCCCUGGUAUUGCACUGAAUUCAGGAGCUAUGAUCACUGGAACCAGAACUUGUUAUACUUCAAUAGCCACGCCUUUGACAGCUACAAUAAGUGAUAACCGUUUUAAUAAUGCAAACACUGCUGGGAUGCAAGGCAGGGUGACUAUUGGUACAGCAGCUACAUCUGCUAUGCCUAACAAAGUUGUACAGGUUGCUGGUCAGCUUGAUGUUUCAACGGGUAAAGUAACAGUCACCACAGCUGGACAUGGUCCACUGGUGUUUACCAAACAGACAACUGGAGGCGUACAGGUAUCAAAUUGUAUAGUAAAUGGAACAGGCCCAUCGCAAACACCUAAAGGCGCCAAUAUGAAGGGGUACCCAGUCAGCUUUGUCAUUCAAAACAACACAGGCCAGCCUGCGGGCUCAAACCCAGGCUACACCAAGGGACGUAACCUUGUGUUCAACAGCAUGGGCGUGGCCCAGUUACAACAACAGGCACUGGUGCAGCAGUCCCCUUCUCCCAUGCAGCAGCCACAGAAAGGAAAAGUCUCGGUACGGAAGACCUAUCAGAAAGGCCAAUCCAAGAGUAACCUUCAAGUAAAGAUUCCUCAAUCACCAUCUCCACAGCAGCCAUCACCAGGACAACUGUCGCCUGGGCAACCGGUUACACAGAAAACAAUAGUAGUGUCGAGUCCACAGCCAGGACAGCAAAAUUUGUACCUGAACCACCAACACAUGUCGAACACCGCGUCUCCGCAACCGAUUGUCCAAUUGAAGCAGCAAGUAGAACAGCAGCAGCAACAACUCCAGCAAAUCACCCUACAACAACAGCUACAACAGCAACAACUACAACAGCAGCAACUACAGCAGCAAAAGCAACUGAACCCACAAUUCGUCAAACAGCAACUACCAAUCCAACCUCGCAUCGCCCCAGCGCCACCUAACCUGGCCCAGCAGACAUACAUAACGCAGCAACAGUUCGGCAACAACCAAAAUAUAGUAAUCAAAAACACGGAACAGCCUCUGAAAAGCCCGCCAAACUCUGUGUUUGUCACCAACGAUGCUCACAUUCAAGCUACUGUGGUGCACAAGCCGCAGUCAAAUGUGGCCUGAUAGGAGUAUUGCCAAUUGGCUUAUUGCGACACCGUCACUUUUUCACUUCAAUCAAUACGUUAUUUUCUAAUGGAAUUCUGUCUUUCCAGGCUAUUUUUAUAUUCAAUUAAAGGACCUGAACAUGAUAUAACUGAAUUGCAAGAGGUGCAGUAAAUGAAAAAAAGGGAGAAAUUAUAAAGACAUACAAUGACAAAAUAUAAAUAGAUGGUGUUAUUUUUCUUCAUUUGAUAAAUUAGCAUCUCAAAAAGUGUUUUUUUUUUUUUUUCAAAAUCUAAAUUAUUAAUGAUUGUCACCACAUGGAUAUUUAUAGAUCUGUCUUUGGAAGUUUGGCAAAUCUAUUUAAUGUUAAAAGCUGAUUAUGUGUUACUCUAGUUUUCAGGAAUUUUGCCAACAUAAACUUUGGCUUCUUUCCAUUCCCCUAUCAAACUGGAAUUUAAUAAGGUUUCCGUGCAUUUGAAAAAAAUGCUCCAAAUGUCUUGGCCAUUUUUCAAUUAACAUUUGUGGCAUUAUGUCCAACGUCAUAUCCCAAAACGACUCUUUAAAUGUCUUGAAUCAAAUCACAAAUCAGACUGAAGUUGGACUGCUAUUUAGAACAGUCUUGCCAAUCAUUUUGUAAGCAAGCUUUUAUAUCUAUCCGAAGAGAGACUUUGAUACAACUCUGACUAGCAUUUGUACAGAAACCUGGUCUUCUUUUUUCGUUUAUAUUUGUCAGAAGUUAUCGAACCUUCAAUGAUUGAUCGUUUUCUUUUAUAGAAAAUUUUGGGUAUGAUCGUCAGGAAAGUUUUGGGAGAUUUACUUUGACGUCAUGUGGACAAACGUCACACAGUUAGUUUAAUUGUGACGACCACUGACGUCAUUGAGACAUCCCAAACAAUAUUUUCUACAAGACGUUCGGUGGUCUGGUCUCCUUGUGUGAUACUCUUUUUAUUGCCUUGUCGAUAUCUAUUGGUAUAUGUACAGAAUUAUAUAUUCCAUGCCAAAUUACUGGCUGGAUGCAGAAACAAUAACUUUUGUAAAGCUAUUUUGUAAAUAAAGUAUUUAUAUGUGCAA